Messenger RNA from Paramuricea clavata, 6475 nucleotides. The record is from the annotation of a GenBank genome assembly. Lineage: Eukaryota; Metazoa; Cnidaria; Anthozoa; Malacalcyonacea; Plexauridae.
AUGAGUAAAGUAUGCAGAUUCGCGUUAUUCAAGCAGGAAAAGUGCUCUGAUGAUCAACUACCGCCAACGUGCGACAGUUUGCGGCAACACAUACGCCGUGCAAACUAUCAAGCAGCUAUUUGGCUCCAAUCACUUGACGCAGAAAUGGCUAUUCCUCCAAUUGAUGAAAAUGGGUGGAGUUUAUAUGAUGGGGAGUUACAUAUCGUGUGGAUGACCACUCCUCCUGCGCCAGAUUCGCUGCUUGAGUGCAUCAACUGUGGUUGCAAGACUGGUUGCAAAACCCAACGUUGUUCAUGCAUGAAUGUUGCGUUACAAUGUACAGAUGUAUGCACUUGUGUGGGCUGCACCAAUGGAAAAGAUAGUGACGAACUGUCAGAGGUAGAGUAUGAUAUUGGGGACUGGCUAAACAGAGAGUUAUGAAGUCGAGAGUUAUCUCGGAGAGUUAAGAUUUCGGAGAGUUAUGUUCGAACCACGCCCACUUUUCCAAACGACCAUACCCAUUUUCUUAACUCUCUCGACGUUUCCUUGAACUAACAUGAGAGAGUUAUGUUUGACGUAACUCUCUCAUGAUUGUGGCAAUGAAGAGAGUUAUGUUAGUUUUUUGAAAAAAACUUUCACAUAUUAGUAAAUUUUUUUAAAUUUACUUUUUUCUUUAGUACUUACCAAGUUCAUGUAUAUGUAAAUGUUUAUAUACAUGCUCACUUGGAUUAUAUAGCAAGACCAGCAUUCAGAUACAGCUCUCGUAUUAGAUAGAACCAGAAAACCUUUCCAAUGUAAUGCCCUAUUGGCUGAUCUGGGAAAGUAUUUCCAAAACCUGGAUUGGUGAAAGAUUCAAUUUUCUUAAUUUUCUUGCAACUAUGCUUACCGUAUUUACUGCCAAAUACACGUCAAAUCAUGCUUCUUGGGGUACCUUUGAAAUCAACUGUUGUUUCUAGAUAUCUGUAUGUAACCUAUAUGUUAAAAGGGCCCGCAGUAAUUGGUUUUAACUGUUGUGGUGUCCCCGCCAUUUGUCACUUGUAUCAUUUUGUAUUUGUGUUGUAUGCAUGUCAUUCGUGUAAUUUUACCUGGCGAAGUUGAAUAAAUAAAUUAUCAAUUUUAUAACUCUCCGCGUUCAGGAUUACGGCAAUGAAUAGAAUUAAGUCAGUUUUUUGAGAAAACCUUAGUAAAGCUUGUUUCUUCAGGUUUUCAUCUUAUACUUUGGUAUUUCACUUUGUAGCGUGUCAAUAGCGUGUGUCCAAACAGGAAAUAUAACUUGAGUCGGUCAAAACAAUGAGAUGCUUGCAUCAGAAGGGUCAAAGGUACCCCCAGAAGCACGAUUUGACGUGUAUUUGGCAGUAAAUACGGUAAGCAUAGUUGCAAGAAAAUUAAGAAAAUUGAAUCUUUCAGCAAUCCAGGUUUUGGAAAUACUUUCUCAGAUCAGCCAAUAGGGCAUUACAUUGGAAAGGUUUUCUGGUUCUAUCUAAUACGAGGGCUGUAUCUGAAUGCUGGUCUUGCUAGAUAAUCCAAGUGAGCAUGUAUAUAAACAUUUACAUAUAGAUGAACUUGGUAAGUACUAAAGAAAAAAGUAAAUUUACAAAAAUUUACUAAUAUGUAAAGUUUUUUCCAAAAAACUGACAUAACUCUCUUCAUUGCCACAAUCAUGAGAAAGAGUUACGUCAAACAUAACUCUCUCAUGUUAGUUCAAGGAAACGUCGAGAGAGUUAAGAAAAUGGGUGUGGUCGUUGGGAAAAGUGGGCGUGGUUUGGGCGUGGUUCGAACAUAACUCGCCGAAAUCUUAACUCUCCGAGAUAACUCUCCAUUUCAUAACUCUCUGUUUAGCCAGUCCCCGAUAUCAUACUCUACCUCUGUAACGCAACUUUCAUGCAUGAACAACGUUGGGUUUUGCAACCAGUCUUGCAACCACAGUUGAUGCACUCAAGCAGCGAAUCUGGCGCAGGAGGAGUGGUCAUCCACACGAUAUGUAACUCCCCAUCACAUAAACUCCACCCAUUUUCAUCAAUUGGAAGAAUAGCCAUUUCUGCGUCAAGUGAUUGGAGCCAAAUAGCUGCUUGAUAGUUUUCACGCCGUAUGUGUUGCUGCAAACUGUCGCACGUUGGCGGUAGUUGAUCAUCAGAGCACUUUUCCUGCCUGAAUAAUGCGAAUCUGCAUACUUUACUCAUGUAAACAUGUAACCGUAGUGAGUAUUUUUUGUUAAAGUUUAUCAAACGGUAUUUGGAGCAGCUCCAAUUCCAGACAAAUGAUUGGAUAGAAAUAAGCCCCAGCGGGGAGGCUUAAUACAGAAAUUAUGGUCUUCACUGAAUACUGGAUUCAUUCAUAAUUAUAAUCUAGCAAAGUAUAUAAUCUAGCAAAGUAUAUAUAUACAUAUUCCUAUAAAUACUUUUGUUUCUUAUAUUUUCGCAUCUGCACAUUAAUUAAAGAGGUAGUAAAUUGUAAUGAAACAGCUAGCCCUUUUUCAACUAAAUUGCGCAAAAUUGAUGGGAAGGGCCUGAAACGAGUUUGUUUAAUAUAUGUUACAUGAAGUAUCCAUGGAAAUGUCGGAAAAAAUGGCGUCUUUCAAAUUUUUUAAAGACUCAUCGUUGUCGAAAUUCAGACGCAUGUAGCUAAAAAACUGGGACGUGUUGGAAGGUAAACAAACAGAAAUGCGCUUGGUGAGUAAAAAUCUACAUAUUUUUGAUAUUGAAAACUAGUUGCGUUUGGUGAAUUCAAUUGCUGAACGAUAAUCGACCAGGGAAUACGGACUAAUAACAGAUAUUUGGUCGAGAGGGCAGGGUGAGCCAGACGGUUUCAUCUUUCGAAUGACAUUUGUAAUCUCAUUAUAGGUCGGAGGGUCAAGAUUAAAUGGUGUUGUUGGGGAAUUAAACUUGGGAAUCCAGCUAGGAAUGUUGAAUGUUUUAUUUGGAAUAACUGUGGAAAGUGUCUUAGUAAAGUAAGCUGUACAUUGGGCAAGACCAAAUGUUGGAAACGAUUCUGUUUGUUUGUUUUGUAAUAAUAAUAAUAAUAAUAAUAAUAAUAAUAAUAAUAAUAAUAAUAAUAAUAAUAAAUACACAGACCUUAAAUAUGAGUUACUAAAGGUAUGGAAAGGAGAAGUGACCAAGGUAUUUAUACUGCCAGUCAUCAUAGGCGCCUUGGAAACGAUGACCAACAAUGUACAAAAUAACUUGGACAAGCUGAAAAUAGGCAGUAACGCAGGGGAUCUUCAAAAGAUCGGACUGCUUGGAACAGCAAGGAUCCUGAGGAAGGUCCUGGACUCGUAACCUGCCACAAAUAUACAAAACAAUCAAAUAUUUCAAAUAGUUAACAAGUCCGGACUUUCCCAUUCCGUAUUUCGACAGCAGAAAAUGUAAUAAGUACUUCGAAUGGCAAUAGUCAUCAUUUUCCUAACACAGUACGUUUGGUAGUUUUUGUCGAGACCAACAUUUCCUAAUAUUUCUAAGAAUGUAGAGCAUUCUUGCGCAAAAAUACCUAGAGAGCUCAUGGAAAGAUUAACAAAGUUUAAAAUUUUCAUCUAGCUGUCUUACUAGUUCUCUAUAUUUGGCUUUUUUUCCGUUUAACGUUGUUCUCGAGGUUUGCCUCAUAGCCAACAGUAAGCUCGACCACAUACAGAGAGCCAUUUGAUAAUGAUAGCAACAAAUCCGGGCGAUACGUAUCGCCAGUUAUUAUUGACGGACUUUUGAAUCCGGGCACAUCAGCGUAGAGGGAAGAACCGUUCACAGUUUGCAAGGUAUUGGCAAGAAAGUUCAGGAUUGAAUUGUGCCUCCACGUAAAUCGAUCGAGAUAACACUGACAUCCAGCGACCACGUGCAAUAAUGAUUCUGGGCCGAGAUAGUCCGUAUUCCCAAGGCCAAAAAGUCGCUUAGAAAACAAUUUUCGUUGGACACAUUCGGAGACUACGUCAAAAUCACAGAAUAUAUAGAUUCUUACGCACCUUUCAAAAUUCUGCUUGUUGGCACUUCUAUAAACCUGCAGUUUUUCAUAAAUUUGCGUUUGAAUUUCAACAAUUGGCGCUCCUCGAAAUUCGAAACCCGCCAUUUUGUUUCCUUGGAAACUUGAUGUAAGAUGCAUUGAAAAGGUGCUCACUAUUGGAAACUUUAUGUAAUAAUAUUAAGAGGCAAUUUUUUUCAAUGUCACGUAUUUGCAAUGAAAAGUGUUCAAAACCUAAAAUCUUACUUUGUUUUAGCUGUAUUCUCUAGUUUAUAGAGUUAGCAACCUUUUGAAAUGCAUGUGUCGGUUGAGAAACAUAAAAUAAUAGUUAAAAAUUGUCAAUUAAAAUACAAUUAUCAAUGAUGCUUUAAAAUUGACGCCAUAUUCACAGCCAUAUAACUGCAAAACUUACUGAACUUCAGACAUAAUUUUCUCCUCGGCGUAUCCGAUCUAAAAUCUCUUCAUUUUAGCAUUAUGUUACAGAUAAAGCACUAAACACACUUCUUAAGUUUGUUUGCCGAUUGAGAAACGUAUUGAAAAAUAAAGAUUUAGAGUUUUGUCAUAACCUCAAGUGGUAUAUUGUACGCAUUAAUUUUGAGCGCGUGUUACGUAACAUACAAAAAAAACUCCUCUUAACAAAGAUGUUUUCGUCAUGGCCGACUGAACAUGGUAGAAUUAGGAAAUACAUGUUUAAUUCAUUGCGAAGACAGUGUCGGGCCACUUACAAAUUUUACAGAGGUUUCAUUCGAAAGAUUUCUGGAAUGCCGGAAGCAAUGGAUACAACUUGACGGCCGUCAGAAAGACAUAGCAUUACGUACAACUCAAAUUAUAAGCAUCGAGGAAGAAGAUCGCUAUGAAAAUUUUAAAGAGUUGGCUUUCAUCGCAAAUGCUAUUCAUGCAGCAUUUACCAAUAAAACCCUAUUAAAUCGUGCUGAAGCAAGACGCAAAAAAGCUGAAAAAGAGAUCAAAUCCCAUCGGCAUCGGUUGACCAAGGCAGUAGUGAUCCUAUCCCGAAGAAAGUUUUCCGAUCAACUUUAGCGGCGUCCGAUCCACUAGUGCUACCAGAUCAAGGAACGAGCACGUGUUACCUGCUGUCUGUAUAGUUUGCCAGAAGAAUUACACCGAUUUGGUAAGUCCAUCCUUUUUUGCUUUUAUUUCGUCCGUGUAUUAUCAAUUCUGCUAAUUCAAUAUGUCAAUUUCUGCUAAUUUAUAACUUUCAACCUUCAUAUGGCCGGUGAUUUAAAUACCGUAAACCUCCGAUUAUAAGUCCCCCGAAUAUAAGCCCCCCACCGUAUAUAAGCCCCCCCUCCCACCAAUUAUAACAUAUAAGCCCAUCACAUUACUAACGUUCACAUCAUUCCAAAUAUAAGCCCUCCCCCCGAAUAUAAGCACCCUGUCUAUAAGCCCAUCAUCACAUUACUAAGGUUCACACCAUUCCCAAUAUAACCCCCCCCCCCGAAUACAAGCCCCCCUGAAUAUAAGCCUACUAUACAGGUAUAUAAUUAACACUAUACAAGUGUUUAACCACUAUACAGGUUUCAUGAGGUUAUGCAAUAACAAAGGUUAACAGCUAGGGAACCAAGCCUCGUUACGUCGGCACAUCAUGUGACCAAAAGGGGGCCGGGCGAGUAUGUGAUAAGAGGUUGGCCGCGCAUUGGUGGUAUUAGUAAUCAUUGUGCGUUGGAAGCGUAGUAAACGUAUUAGGAACAAAGAUUUUUUUCUCUCCUGUUCUUUUAUAUUUCCACCAAUUGUUAAUUGGUGUUAAUAAGUACUAAUUAAAAUAUGAGCAGUUGUAAACAGUGUAAAUGCCCAUAAAGAUCAGUUGUGAAUAUUCUAAUAUUUAGUGCCCAUGGGGACAAUCUCACGCUUCAUUAGCGUGCAAUUAAAACCUCAAUCAGUAUUGUUAUGACGGGAACGGGAAAUCAUUUUCUGUUGAUAUCCAUCAAGACUAUCGUGGAGGCGAUGGACGAAAACCUUUCUCAGUGUUUGCCUGGAUUUCACGCUUUUUCAGGUAGAGUAGAUAUACAAGGAACUGACUUUUUUAUUAGCCUGUUCAGUUACUUGUAGCAGUGGCGGAAAUUCACUUUAUCCCGUGGGGGGCAAAGCCUCCUAAAUUUCCGACAAAACUUUCAAAUUUCCGACGUACCCCCCAUUUGCACUCGAAAAGACUGUUUUUAGCCCUCUUUUAGGUCAAAAUUUCCGAAAAUUCGUCAAUUUUCCGUGAGGGGGGGGGGGGGCGGACGCCCACCCGCCCCACCAAGAUUUCCGCCACUGACUUGUAGGAUCGCGAAUAUACGGCUGUAGUUUCUUAUAUAUCAGUUUCUUACAAUAACAUUGUAUAAUAUAUUUUUUAGGUUGUGACAGCACCAGUUCCUUUUAUCGGAAAGGUAAGAAAACGACGUGGGACACGCUCGAGCGCAAUCGUGGAUACGUGGAUGCAUUCGUAUCACUUGGGAGUACUUUUUCUCCUUCGGAUGAUCUCGUUGUGCAGCUGAAUAAGGUUUGUUUGCUUGAUGUAUGGCUACAAAACAUCCGAGAAUGUCAACAAAUGUAG